Macrosteles quadrilineatus (aster leafhopper) is the source of this 7212-nucleotide messenger RNA. RefSeq names its product RNA polymerase-associated protein RTF1 homolog. Gene Ontology annotation, cellular component: Cdc73/Paf1 complex. Bases 105 to 2237 code for a protein of 710 amino acids. NCBI's taxonomy places the organism in Eukaryota, Metazoa, Arthropoda, Insecta, Hemiptera, Cicadellidae. The transcript has 15 exons. Gene Ontology annotation, molecular function: RNA polymerase II C-terminal domain phosphoserine binding; DNA binding. The record is from RefSeq and is a predicted model, not a curated record.
AGGAGGUUAUCGUUUGUAAUUUAUUCUCGUGUUAUUCAUUAUUGACACCAUCAUUGUGAAUUUAUAAAAGACUUUCUUCUCAGAUAAGUUUAAUUGAUAAAAUCAUGGUCAAACGUAAAAAUCAAGUUUUACUUGAUUCAGAAAGCAGCAACAGUGAAUCUAGCGGAAGCGAUUUGGAGACGGAGCUCUUGUCCCUUGCUAAGAAAAAGAAACUGAAGAAGAGUGAUGAUGAGUCGCCCACAGAAUCAAAUACAAAAAAAGCAACAGCUGCAUAUUCUGACUCGGACACUUCAUCUGGCUCCGAUGAUGACUGGGAUGCAAAGGGAAACAAAAACACCACGAAAAAGAAGAAGAAAACCAAAACCGCUCCUAAAAGAACUGUAUCCAAAUCUACUGAUGAAGAGUCUAGUGAUGAGGAAGAACCUGAGAAAAACAACAAAAGUUCAGAACCAGAAGAAGGUGAAGUUUCUGACUCGGACGAGAGUGAUUCAGAUUCGUCAGAUAGCCAGGAGGAAUUCAAUGAUGGUUAUGAUGAGAACCUGAUGGGUGAUGAAGAAGAUAGACGUAGGCUUGAGCAGAUGACUGAAAAAGAAAGAGAGCAGGAAAUCUUCAAGCGCAUUGAACAAAGAGAAGUGAUGAAAACGAGGUUUGAAAUAGAAAAGAAACUACGUUUGGCGAAGAAACAGGAAAUGAAGAAAAAGAAGGGUGGCACAACAAUAAAGAAGAGAGAGGAAAGAAUGGACCCAAAAGAGCGUAGCAAAGAGAGGAAAAAGACUGUUGAAGAAAACCGAGGAAAGGUUGAUAAAAAAGCGCAAGCUAUGAAUCUGUUGAAAGCUAGAAGAGAAGAAAGGAAAGAACGAGAGGAAAAAGAAAAACAACAGAAAAUCGAGCAAGACAAGAAGAAAGAAGAAGAAGAAAAAGAAAAGGAAAGAGAAGAGGGGGAUAGAGGAGAAGAAGGUGAUGACGACGACGCAGCCUCAAGUAAACCUAAACUUAAGGCGUCUGACAUCUACAGUGACGACAGUGGCAGUGGCAGUGACAGCGAAGGGAAGGAGAAGAACAAAGCAAGAUCAAGAAGCAGCUCCAGCUCGUCCCAUAGUGAUUCUGACUCAGACAGUGGCUCGGACAAUAGGUCUGUGGCCAGUUCAAAAGUCAAGAAAGUGCAGUACAUUUCAACAAAAGAGGAGCUCAACAAGAUUAGACUUUCCAGGCACAAGAUGGAGAGGUUUGUUCACCUGCCAUUCUUCAAUAGGGUUGUAGAGGGUUGUUUUGUCAGAAUUGGAAUCGGCAAUCAUAACGGAAAACCAGUUUACAGGGUUGCGGAGAUCAGUGGUGUGUGUGAAACCGCCAAGAUUUACCAGCUGGGAAACACUCGUACCAACAAGGGUCUGAAGCUGAGACACGGAGCGCAAGAGAGAGUGUUUCGACUGGAGUUUGUCAGUAACCAGGAGUUUACAGAAUCAGAAUACUACAAGUGGCGGGAGACAUGUGCCGUACAAGGCAUUUCCAUACCCACCGUAGACGACAUUGAUAAAAAACUCAGUGAUAUCAAGGAGGCAUUGAUCUACGAAUUUAAGGAGGAAGACAUUGAAAAGAUUGUCCAAGAAAAGGGAAGAUUCAAACAAAACCCUUACAACUACGCUAUGAAAAAGACUCAGUUAAUGAAGGAUAGAGACAUGGCCCAGUCUAGAGGAGAUGAGGUGGAGGCUGCCAGGAUCAUACAACAGCUGCAUGAUCUGGAGGAGAGAGCCGUGGAGUUGGACAAGAUGAGGACCUCCACCAUCUCCAGCAUCAGCUACAUCAACGACCGGAACCGCAAGAGGAACGUGGAGGAGGCGGAGAAGGCUAUCAUGGAAGAAGUAAAGGCGAAUAAGGGCAAGAAAAUUGAUGACCCGUUUACAAGACGUAGUACGAAGCCUACAAUGGUGUUCAAAGCACCUGAUUCAAAUCCCCCACCUCCUCCUCCAGAUGUAGCCUCAAAAGAGAACAUCGAAAAUCCUGCCAAGCCUGUGCCAGAGCCCAACAACAGGGUUGAGCCUGUCAAACCAACAGCUGACAAAGCCAAGACUGAGGACUUGUUUCUAGCUCACGACUUUGACAUCAAGAUCGAUUUGGAAGUGCCGUUACCAAAUAACCCAGUAAGUAUUACCCCAAAACCUUCCAACGCAAUGAAGGAUAGUGGGCCUCGACGUUCGUUGAACUUGGAAGAUUACAAGAAGAAAAGAGGACUUAUUUGAAAUAGGAAUUUUGGUUAAGUACUUUAAUUGAAGCUGUAACAUAUACAAAAUUAUUAUGUUUGUCAACUAUUUUUACAAGAGCACUAACCAAAAUAAAUUAUUUUAUUGUGGAGAGUAUUGCGUGUCAAAUAGUUUUAUACUUUUUUAAAUCGUUUUGUGGAAGUUACUUUAGUCUGUGUGUAUCCAAUUAGAUUGGAUCUUUCCUUUUGGGGUAAAAACACACAAGUGUCAAAAGCGAUUUGGAGCAACAGGAGAUAUAUGGUGAAUCCAGACCUCUAUGUGCUAGUCGCAGGUAUUGGCCAUGGUCACAAUCAAGACACAGGGUUUUUUUUACCUAUAAGGGAAAAGCUUAUAUUACAACAAACUGAGCACAAUCUGAUGGCAAGGAGGCAAGAUAGAAAAUAAAAAUAAAUUACAACAUUAAAGUUAGGUUAGAUUUUAAAAAUGUUUUGUAUGGAAAGUUUCCUGAUGACUUUGGAUCACAUUGUACAUUAUUGACUAAUUUUAAGUCUCUAGUACGUUUUGAAAGGGUUCACAUUACUAAUUGUGAUUGGGGGCGCAUGUUUUACCCAAAUAUGAGUGUAAAAUGAAGUGAGCGGUGUAGCUUUGUUACAACUAAGACCAGCUGUUUCAUUAGCCAGGACCAUCUAUUAAAAGCCCGAUGAUUAAGGACAGCUGGGUCCUAUUUCAAAACAUUAAAAAACUACUAGCUUUUCCCAGGAUUGAAUCGGCGACCUUUCGAUUACUAUGUGACCACUAUAACCACUUGCUACCCAGCUUAGAUCACAAACUAAUGUCAAAGACUCAAUCUCAAUCCCCAUAAAAAUUACAAAAUUUCAAUGAUGUUGAAAUUGAAAAAUACAAUUUUUCAGUUUAUUUCUCUAGUUUAGGCCCCAGAAUGUCAACCGCCCUAAAUUUUAAGACCCAGCUCCGCUAGAUGUGGUCUGCUAAGCAGUUAAAAAAUUCCUAAAUGCCAUACCUUUAAGCUUACAAUGUAACAAAACCAGACUAGCGGUUCACAAGUCCUUUAGCGUAGGUCACAAGACUUGUAUGGGUUGAGAGUUUGCGCCCUCAUUCCCCUUUCCUUGGGGAGGAAUUUUUCUCUUCCUUGUCCCCCUUGGCCCAAGUCCACCGAGCCCAUUUACUAAAGCGACCCUGACUAACUUCAUCUGCCCCUACCCAACCCCAAUCAAUUAGAAAAACCAUAGUUUUUUUUAAGGUACACCACCCAUAGUCUUUCCUUGUGUACCACUGCCAGUUGAAGGUUUGCAUUUUAUUUUUCGCUCCAAACCAUACAGCUUGGCCUAUUUGUGUUUUUACCCUUUAAGUUUUAAAUGUGUAUAAUAUAUAUUAUACUGUUUACUCAUUUUAGAUCGGUAAACCUGACAUAUAGUAACCUGAAUAGUAAAAGUUUUUGGUUUACUGUGCCUAAACUUGCUUCUUCAUAUUAUAAACUGUAAAAUAGUAUAUUUCGUACCUAGGGCCAAAAAUGAGGUUUUGCUGGCUCGAGAUAGUUUUUAAGUUCGAGACAAAGUCGAGAACUUAAAACGAUCGAGAGCUGCAAAACCAUUUCGGUACGAACGCUAUUUUUCACCACACUAUACCUUAUUUCCACUAUUCACCACAAUAAUAAUGUACACUAACAGUCAACGCAACUACAACAUUAAGGUUACGUAGAGAAAUAAAUGGAGGAAUCAGCAAAAAUAAUAAUAAACAGUUGCUAGGCAGCAGUGACAAAAAAACAAGUCUAUUGCAAUGCUAUGGAUAUAGCUUGUGUAUAUAAUAUACAUUAUUUGUUUAAGUAAAUAAGCAAACAGUUGAUUUUGCGGCCCUAGGUAUGUAAAAACCUGCUCGGUCCCCAAAAUGACGAUGACAUCUGGCAUGAGCAGCAAAACUUAACUUUCAGCAUAGACAAAAAUAAUAAAAUAUAUGGUGCUGCGGUUACCAUGGUUACAAUGAGUUCUGGCGCACACCGCUGUUAGCGCCGUGUAGUUACAUGGCGUGUAUGCCGUAACUACAUGGCGCUCCCAGAGGCGAGCGCCACAGAACCUAUGGUAACCGCAGCACGGCUGAUGGUCUAUAUUUAAUGCUUUUUGUCUAUGCUUCAGCCACUAAUUAAUGUAUGUGAAACAGAUAAAAACAUCAUAGUGUGGCGAAAAUUACUUUUGUCUUUAUUUGUACCAUUUUACAAUUGUUGGCAGUUUUAACAUUAUUUGUAAAUAAAUUAUUAUGCGAAUAUCGUGUGAACAGUCAUAUUUUAUGUUAAUUUUCAAGUCCUAGUGUAAUGUAUGUAAGUAAAUCAAAGAGUAUAAAAUGUUAAAACAGAAGAAUCAUUAAUUGCAAUGUUGAAUACUCAUUCCACGUUAUUUUAUUUUUCACAGUUGAAACCAAAAUGCUUCAAUUAUGGGCAAUAUGGGUUUUUCUAUCCUUUUUAAUGUUUACAAAAUACAAAGAGUUCAAAAUGUAAGUGCCUGUUCCAGCCAAAACUUGAAAUAGUUGAGUUAAGCUGUGUUGUGCAAUAUGGGAGGUGACAUCUAGGUGUUGAUGUGUUAUUUGUAUGCUUUAGUGGUUUAAAGGAAUCUCCAUUCACCAAAUCCAUGACUAGUACUGGUUGAUAUAUAAUCUCAAUUUUAUGUCUCAGUUGCCAAAAUUAUUAAGUACUUCCUCUAAAUGUUGUCUUGUGAGAAUCGUGUUUUUAAAUUUUGUGUGAAUAUAAUGUAAUUUUCAUUUUUAAAUUUUUUAGUAAGGAACUGUUCAAAACCUGUUGUGUUACUAAUUAAACCUUUUGUUGUAUAAAUGUUUAUUACCAUAUCAAAAGUGUAAAUAACAGUAAAAUUAUAAAAAAGGAAUUGUUUUUAGGGAAAAACAUUUAGCUUGGAUUAUUUAUUUAAGAAAGGAAUUGUGUAAUUGUAAUUAAUUUUUAAUGAAAUAGAAUUCAGAAAGCAAUAAGAUUUCUUGUAUUGACGUAGUUGUUGAAGAGGUUUGUAGAUUGUGGGCUUCAAUAGAACUCUUUCUCUUAUCUAGGAAUAUUCCAAAUUUUCCUUUUUAAUGGUGGACAAAUUAUUUUUUAAAUACAAAUGGCAGAGAUAGUGUUUUAUUGGUUAAAAUGUAAAAUAUAUGUUUCCCGAUUUUAAGGAAAAAUGUGUCAAAAUUGUCUUUAAAAUAAAACUAAUUAAAUCAGAUCUCGUUAUAAAAUAAAACUAGACAUUUUGUGUAUUUCACCUCAAUCACUAGCUGUUGCCAUGUGCUGCUUUAAUAACUAAGCAAUCAAGAGGUUGAAUAAUUUAUGUUAUUAUAUUACUCCCUCCGGUUAAUUAUGAUCAAUACGUGACGACGUGUGCUCAAAUUUCACAUUUAACAGGGUUCAACGUUUCUUUCUGAGACAAAAUGAGUAAUGCACCCUUUUACCCUUGUACCCUUUUACUUUUCAAAGAUGUUUUUUCAAUUGUUAGGUUAUGUUAGUACUAAUGAUUAUCAAGAUUAUUAAAGAUUUGUAGCAAAGACUAUUAAGAUUAAAGACAAUUAGUAUGUGAUAAAAACUUCUAAAUUACAAUAAAAUAAAUACAGACAUGUAAAGUUUUACAACUAAAAGAGUGAUUAUUAUCAAUUGAGAUGGGAACGCCACCCAGGUGCAUAUUUUAACUGAAAUAUGCGUGAAGGAUGAGUGUAGAAUGAGGUAAGAUGCCUUCCCUAGCUUUGUUACUUACCAAUAUACAAGCUAUUUCAUUAGCCAGGACCAUUUAUUAAAAGCCCAAUAAUCAAGGACUAGCCUACAAACUUUUCUCACGAUCGAACUGGCGACAUUUUGAUUAGCACUAUAACCAACCACUCGCCCAGCUAUAUCUAGUGUAGGGCAACCUCGCAACGCACGGCCAGCCUGUUGCCAUGGUAAUACCAGAAAAAACCCAAAAGUGUACAUGUAUAAAGAUUGUGCAGACACUCCAUCAUAAAUUUGUGCAACAGCUGGUUUGGUUUGUCAUGCAGGCCUUGUAUAAGAGGGGGCCAUAGCCAUGCUGCCUUUAAGUAAUGAUAAUAAUAAUAAUUAUGUCGACUGGAUUUAUGAACAGACAGUAAACCGCCAAUAUUAUAUACUAGUUGCUCUGCCCGUGCUGUGCUACGGGGUGAGAAUGCAGAAAAGAAUAAUACGGUUACAACACACUUACCACAAAAAAUAUAGGCAAAGCUCAAUCGUUCUUAUUAAUUAUUUAAAUGCAUAUUUCUUAAUGUUUUACCAUCACUUUAUAUAGUGUAUUGCAAUAUAUGCAAGAGUGUAAUUCAUUGACCACAUGGAACCAAGAAACAAAUCUUCAUAAUAAGCCAAUUUAGUUAAAUGGUAGGACAAAGCAUAACAGCUGGAUUAGUAAAUUUUCUUUAUAAGAAAUACAUUGGGAUUUUGAUGGCCUGUGGGGCAAAGCUCGAAUCCUUUUGUUACAGGAAUUGGUGAAAGGGGGCGUCUACACAAAAAAUACUUAAUUUUGACACAUUGUUUGUGAAAAUCCGUUCAUUAUUAUCGGAGGAGUAGUGUUUCGUAGAAAACGCCUUCACGUAUUAUAUAUACGGUAAGGAUUUUUUAAAGGAUUGUUAACAUAUUGUUUACUAUACAAUAUACAUACUUUAGGUUAUGAUACAGAUGUUUCGGGAUUUAUUCUGGUUUUAUCAGUAGGUACUGCAGUUUUUAGAAAGUUGUAGGAGUGUAAAUAAUGUGUAGAUAUUUAAUUCAACUGUUGGUUAGUGCUCUUUAUUUGUCAAUACAAAGUGUAAAUAUUGUAGGCUUACUAUCUUAAAAUAAACUUAUGGUCUUUUUAUCGACUCUUAUGAGAUUAAUCAUUGCUUGAGGUAACAUUGUUGUAGUUAAUUUAUUAUUUUAUAACAAUUUUUAAGGAAUUCAGUUUGUUCUGAUUAUUUCCCAUCAAAUUAUUUAUUAUAUUAAUUCCUCCUGUAAAACUGGUUUUAUAAAUAAAGUUUGUAAAUUUUA